This is a messenger RNA of Thunnus maccoyii (southern bluefin tuna), 5747 nucleotides long. Its product is annotated as zinc finger FYVE domain-containing protein 1-like. The transcript has 11 exons. Gene Ontology annotation, molecular function: GTPase activity; zinc ion binding; GTP binding. NCBI's taxonomy places the organism in Eukaryota, Metazoa, Chordata, Actinopteri, Scombriformes, Scombridae. The record is from RefSeq and is a predicted model, not a curated record. The coding region runs from base 981 to 3341 and encodes 786 amino acids.
CCUGUGACUGAAAAUAAUCUGAUCAGCUGAUCUGACCUGGCAACAAAAUAACGUAGCCAAAGAAACCUGCCAGGGAGGGGGCUGACGAACAAAAACAAUGACACUGCUCGGACGGAUUUAAAAUACAGAAACACUUUUAAAGACUUUUUAAACGGAGUCGCGCGGAUUUCCCUCCCGUUUUAAAGUGUCCGUGCGGAUAUCCGAGCUUUUGACAUCGACUGGCUGUUGUUUUUGUUGAUAUGUUAACUCUGCAGUUCAGUUGACAGACUGGAGGCUAGCUGCUUUGGACGGCUAUAAACUGUUGGAGGUUGCUCGCUCACUAAUUACGGCUUUUCUUUGGAAAAGUUGAACCUGUCCGUCGAAACUAGCUAGCUAGAAGCAAAGCAUUCCUGUUUGGACGCCAAACUACUUGCCGUUUUUGCCAGCGAGCUGCUGAGGGUCAGUUUGCUAGCUAGCCUGUUGUUAGCAUCAACAUUUGCACAUUCAUCUUUUCAGGGAGAGUUCAUUGUCUCGGUUGGUUCUUGCUACCUGCACAUAUUUCUGUAUUGUAUUGUAGUUUUAUUCGCUAACUUAAGGUGUAUUUUAUUUAAUGCUGCAUCCAUUAUCUAACUUUGAUGUACAGACAAGCUAACUUGGUUGCAAAAAGACAUAACUUAAGGAGACGGCGUUUCUUCUUUAUUGCCUCACUGUUAGCUGGUUGUUGCACUGGCUAAAUGUCAUUAAAAAGUGUUUGAAAUUUAUGCUGCAAAAAUUAAUUUGUUAAAUCGUAUGUAUUGUUGAGACUUUUUAGUUGUCACAGUCAGAGAAUCACCAGCCUAGACACAAUGCAUCUGCUUUAAGUUGAAUUAUUGUAUUCAGUGAUUUCAGUAUUAUCGCAUAUUGUGCAUUUUUCGUUUAUUGCUAUUGGAAAUUGCUGGUGCUGUAGUCAAAGCUGCUCCAAUAAGCACUACUCUGUAUUAAAGUUAACGUUGUAAGAAACGAUGAGUGGCCAUGGCUCAUCUUCAGAAAAGGGAGUCAAUACUAGUCUAAUAUGUCAAGAGAGUUAUGUCUGUGGUGGCUCUGAGGAGGCUGCAUUUGAGUGUGAUGAAUGCAAAAGCUUGCAGUGUGUUCGUUGUGAGCUUGAGCUCCACAGCCAGGAGCUUCUCAAGAGCCAUGAGCGGGUUCAGAUAAGUCCAGGGCAUGUCCCUUAUUGUGACAACUGUAAAGGUGGUAACGGAGACAAUGGCAAACGCCAUAGGUCAGUGGUCCGCUGCCAGAACUGCAAAGUUAACUUGUGCCAAGACUGUCAGAAACGCACGCACAGUGGAGGCAACAAGAAGAAACACCAGCUCACAUCUUAUCCUCCACCACCAAAACCUGCCGAGGUCAGCUCUGUCCAGACAUCUGUGCAGCCUGCUGUCCAAAUAGCUGAUGAGACCAGAUCUCAGAAAGCAAAACUCCAGGAGAAGAUAUCUAGUUUUCUUCUGGUUGAUGAGAAUGAGGAAAUGCAGAUAAAAGAUGAAGCUGCAUUUAUAAAGAGUCUGAAUUGCACAGCUGACCAGCUGCUGAAGGUGGUGUCCAUCUUUGGUAACACGGGAGAGGGCAAAUCUCACACCCUGAACCACACAUUCUUCAUGGGCAGAGAGGUGUUCAAGACCUCUCCCACACAGGAGUCCUGUACAGUGGGUGUGUGGGCAGCGUUUGACCCCAUCCAUAAUGUAGUGGUCAUCGAUACAGAGGGUCUGCUUGGGAACAGUUCCAAACAGGGCCAGAGAACCCGUCUCUUGCUCAAGGUGCUCGCCAUCUCUGACCUCAUCAUCUACCGCACCCACGCCGACCGUCUCCAUGAUGACCUCUUCAAAUUCCUUGGGGACGCCUCUGAGGCCUACUUGAAGCAUUUCACUAAGGAAUUGAAGGCCACGACAGCCCGCUGCGGCCUGGAUGUCCCACUGUCCACCUUGGGCCCUGCUGUGGUGAUCUUCCAUGAAACAGUUCAUACUAAGUUGCUCGGUUCAGAGAAGUCAUCCGAGUCAGUAGAUCGGCUGCUUUUGGAGCGCUUCAGGAAGCUUUCUCGUUUCCCAGAGGCCUUCAGCUCUGUCCAGUACUGGGGCACACAGACUCUGAGCCCCCCUACUGACUUUCUUGGCCUGCAGAGUAAACUGGAGCAGCUCCUUGAUAACAACGCCACUCGUUCCCCACGCACCCCUGUGGUCAUCUUCAAAGCCCUGCAGGCAUUAAGUGAGCGCUUCAAUGGGGAAAUUGGAGAUGAGCUGGUAGCUCACAGCUGCUUCUUUCCUGAUGAGUACUUCACUUGCUCCAGCUUGUGCCUCAGUUGUGGAUCCGGUUGCAAGAACAGCAUGAACCACUUAGCAGAAGGAAUGUGCCAUGAGGCGAAGCAUCGUUGUCGUUAUUCUGUUCAGUACGAUAAUCGCAUUUACACCUGUAAGGCUUGCUAUGAAGGGGGGAAGGAAGUGCUAGUUGUCCCAAAGACCUCAGCGUCCUCAGACUCUCCAUGGAUGGGUCUUGCCAAAUAUGCCUGGUCUGGGUAUGUUAUUGAAUGUCCCAACUGUGGAGUGAUCUAUCGGAGCCGUCAGUAUUGGUAUGGGAACCAGGACCCUGUGGAUACAGUUGUUCGCACUGAGAUCCAGCAUGUAUGGCCAGGGUCGGAUGGCUUUUUAAAGGACAAUAGCAAUGCAGCACAGCGUCUUUUGGAUGGAGUCAACUUGGUAGCCCAGUCUGUGUCAGAGCUCAGUGUCAAGCCUGCCAAGGCCGUCACCUCUUGGCUGACAGAUCAGAUCGCCCCAGCCUACUGGAAACCCAACUCCCUCAUCUUGGUGUGCCAUAAGUGUCACACAGUCUUCCAGGACAACGACACCAAACAUCACUGCCGUGCCUGUGGAGAGGGUUUCUGCGAUGGCUGCUCUUCCAAAGCUGCACCCGUCCCUGAGAGAGGCUGGGGUCUUGCCCCUGUCAGAGUCUGUGACAUCUGCUUCGAGCAGAGAGCUUCAUACGCAGAGCUACUGGAGGCAGAGCUUGAGGAGGAAGAAGGUGGAACUCUUGCCAGAAAGGUCGGAGAGGCGGUGACCAACACCAUAGGGGUUGUAGUCACUGCUAUUGACAUCCCACUUGGCCUAGUGAAAGACGCAGCCCGUCCUGCCUACUGGGUGCCUGAUCAGGACAUCCUGUCCUGCCACAACUGCCAGCGUGAGUUCACUGCCAAGCUGUCCAAGCAUCACUGCCGUGCCUGUGGCCAAGGAGUGUGCGACGACUGCUCCCCGGAGCGUCGUCCGGUUCCAUCGCGGGGCUGGGACCACCCCGUGCGCGUGUGCACCAGCUGCAACCAGAAACCUGGAGAACUUUAACAGGGACGGUCUUCCUUCCUCAGAGCACUAGAAAGAACCACUCACUCACUCAGCUCGCAGUCUGUCACUGCUAUACCUCUGUUACUCAAAUGGUUCCGUCUUGUUUCUGUGGAAAGGAAGUUUUUAGUCAUAUAUACAGUAAAGAUUUGGGAUUUCAGAGUUCCUGUGGCCUUUGUAGAACAGCCAGAACAUGUGAGUUACUUGACUGAGUGUGAAAACUACACUUCCACUCUGAUUUAAACACUCAGAGUGAAUAUUUUAAUUCUUAUUGACACAAAUCCCUAAUUUUACGUUAAAUAAGGCUGUUGAGCUAUUUUUCUACUAUCAGAAAAUAUGAAAAAAAAAAUGUAUCAUUUAAAGAAUUCUAGUUAGUUGAGAACCCUGUGGGGCUGGUGUGAUUAGUUUUCAGCAAUUCUUAUUAUUGAGCAUUGUUUCUCUGAUGUCGUACGUGUAAUGGCCAGGGGAUAUUUUAAAUGCGUGCAGGUAUAAGUGCAGGAUCCAUUGCAUGCUGUAUUGCAACAUUUUAGUUUUUUGCACUAAGCCUUUUUCAGCUGUUAUAGGCUGUUGCUUACCAUGGCCAAAAACCAGAUAUCCUGAUGAUCAAGUAAUCUGUCCCAAACUGAGUUAAAAUCUACAGUCGGUCGGUCUAGAUUUUGGAUAUCUGGUGUGCCAAAAAAAUCAUUCAGGUCACUGUGUCUGUGCUGGUAUAAUGUUUAUAUUUUACCAUGUAAUUUGUGGUUGUAUGAAGACAUAGAACUAUGUUAGAGGAGUGUACAUUUGAAAUGUUAAAAAAAAAAAAAAUUAUUUAUGUAUUGAAGAAAAAAAAUAAUACUUAUUAGCACUCUGGCAUGCAUGACAGUCUGAGACAUCCAUGGCCUUUUACUUGUUCAGAGGGCGGUCUCUGAAUAACCUCACUAUCUCUUUUACCAAGCGGCAUUUUGAUGUACGUGUCAUAAACUGUAUGUAUUUCAUGUUCAAAUUUUUAUUUUAUUGACACAACCACAUUUGAGUUGUUUUCUAAUAUUUAGUGUUGCUGUCUGCUUUGGUGUUUUGAAAAUUGUUUUUUCAGAACCACAGAAUAUCCAAAUUUGUCUCCAAACCAGUUUUACAUAUUGCAUUCACGCCUCCAGGUCUCCGUAGGCACAAUCUGACAGGAUAAGGACUCAUGACAAAGCUCAACUCAUUGAUAUUCUGUUUCAGCUCUUCACAAAGCUUGUUUUUUUCCGUUAUUUUUCAUCCGUUAUUGAAAGCUAUUUUAUCGUAUUUUUGCCUGUUUUUUUUUGUUUUGUUUUGCAUUAGUUACGGCUAUUUAUAUACUUUGUAGUGACUGUAUGUGAUUCACCAUUUCUCUCUAUAUUUAUUAUUAUUAUUAUUUUGUCUUUCAGCAUUAUACAACAAAAAAAAAACGGAUGCUCAAAUGUGGCAGUGACAAGAUAUGGAACCAUAUUUAGUGACUGAAAGCUUUAAUGAACUUUUUCAAAAGUAUGUCUUGCAUCAUUACUAGUUUUAUGUUACUGAGUAAUGAGACUGUUACAUCUGGAUAUCAUACAAAGCACAAGGUGAUGCCUUUAACACGUAUGCUUGUAUUUUAUUGUUAAAAAGGAGAAAGGAAAAAAAAAACGAAGGUCUUUGUCGAUUGUAAGCUUUGUAGAUAAAGUUAAUUCUCCCUUUGCUCCUAACGUGGAACUUUUCGUUCUGAUGUCUGGGAAGAUGUUGUGUCUGCCUUGUCUGAAAAUAGAUUUAUCUGUCUGAAUGUUGCAUCACACGUACACACACACACACACCCUCGUCUGAGAUUAUAAUAUUGCACAGGAUAGAAUAGGAAAUAGAUCAUUUCAGAUUACAUGUACUGGAGUCCAUUCCCAUGCAAAUUUGUGAAGUCUGUUGCUUCAAAUAUCCUUUUCAGUGUUUGAGAAUUACACUUUGUGAUGUCCAGUUUUUGUUUUAUUUGUUUUGUUUUGUUUUUCAAUUAGCCUGGGUGCUAUCAUGAACACGAUUUAUCUACAGAUUCCAAAUCAAGCAGGAAUGAUUGAUACCUUUUUAAACGGUUGGAAAUGAACUUGAAAACUGUGAUGCGUGGAAGAUGUGUGGAAACCGGUGGAAGAUUUGCAUAAGAUUAAAGUUGUAUCAGCUCCCGUCUGUCAAAACAUAAUCUGGAAUUGCCUCCAUGUCUUUAAUGUGAGUGUGUGUGUAUGUGUGUGUUUAAAUCUCCCAGUGUCAAACCACUUACUGUACUGUAUGUGGGAGGACUAGAUCGUGUGCAUGCCUGUGUGUUAUGCUCCUUGCUUCCACUCCUCUCCCAACACUGCAGCUUCAGAUAAAGUGAGGGAAAAUGAUUUCCUUAGUGCUUAUCGAUGAUGUUAAAUGAUUUAUAAUUAUUUUAAUAAAUAAUGAAUACCAAGCUUC